CUAACGUUUUUUUCUGUGCACAAGAAGGGCCGCUUAUUCAUAACACUCCCAGACGCAGGUGUAGACCAGGCUACCUAUUCAUAUGCUCUGCACUUUUCUUCGAUCAAUACCUACACAUCGAGACCAAGGAACUUCGGGAGGAAUUACCAGCCGGAGAAUGGUUUCGCAAUGUUAAUUGAUAUUUGGUGCGGUUAUUUUGUUCUCUCUCAUCCAUACUUCCCGAGCGCAAAUGACUUGACAUGGAUUGUGGUCGCUGUUAGGGACUUUAUUUGUGAAAAAUAGAGGAAGAAUUUAACACGAUGACUGACCAGUACAGUAUGUUUCUUACCACCGCUCCCCCUCUGAGAAGAGGAAGCACACCUCUACCAAUCAAGCACCAGCUGAAGCGGGAGGAGGCCGUAUCAGAGGACCGUGAUUGGAUACCAGGGAUUGACAAACCAUCCACACUGCCAAUCAGUGACACUCUUUGCCAGGAUGAAUCAUUUGGUCAGGCGGCGGAGGGAUAUCAGGGGAGUGCUAUAAGGAUCGUACUACUUGGGCAGAAUGGGGUUGGAAAAUCAUCGCUGGCUCUGUCCCUGGCUGGACUGUCAGACAGAUCUCUUUCGGUGGACUCUGAAACAGCCUGUGGAGAAGGCUACGAGCGCACAGUGUCAGUUGACGAUGAGGAGAGUUCAGUCAUCAUUUAUGACAACUGGAAACAGGACCUGUCCACGCUGCAGUGUGAGGUGGUUGUCCUGGUGUUCUCGGUGACUGACAGGAGGAGUUUCCAGCGCACUGCACAGCUCCGCCUCAUCCUCAGGGAGUCACUGCCCCACACUCCCAUCAUCCUCGUGGGCAACAAGAGUGACCUUGUCCGUUGUCGAGAGAUCAGCACAGAGGAGGCCCACUCCAGUGCCAUGAUGUAUGACUGCCAAUAUCUGGAGCUGUCUGCCUCCCUGGACCACGGCACCACCGAGUUGCUGGAGGGAGCAGUGAAGGCUGCCAGGGGUGACUGCGUGGGGCCAGGCUGGACGGAGGGGGACCCCGGGGCAGGGCGCAGGGAGAGCCUGACCAGCAAGGCCAAGCGCUUCCUGACUGGCCUGGUGCCACGCUCCUAUGGCCGAGGAGACAGAGAUCGAGGCCAAUACAGGGAGAUGAGCAGGCACCGGGGGAGCAAGAUCCUCCGACAGAAAUCACGCUCCUGCCAUGACCUCAGUGCAAUGUGACACAUCAGACAGACAGACAGAGAGAGGGGAUGGGAGGUGUGUGAAACGGGUAAAGAAUGAAGGAGGACAACAGGGGAUGGGAGAUAAGUUAUGGAAGGGGAAAAUGAAUAGGAGGAGAGAGAGAGAGAGAGAGAGAGAGAGCAAACAACCAACCAACCAACCUGGUUAGAAAUGAGGCAGUACCUGAGGGCAGGAGAAUGAAAGAGAGGUGAAGUCAUCAGAAUUGCGAGAUGAGAUGGAUACGAGACGAUUCAUUACGCAAUGAGAGAGAAAAAAAACAAUGAAGAGUGAUAUUGGAGAAAGAUUAAUGAAUCAAGAAGGAAAAACGGUGAUUGGAAAAUGUGCAAGGUGGAAAAGAAUUGCUCACAAAUUAAUACACCCAAGAGGCAUGUAGUGUCUGAUUAUGUAGAGACUGAUAUAGAUCUAAUAUAGACCUAAUGAUUAUGUAGAGAUUGAUAGAGAUCUAAUGUAGACCUAAUGAUUAUGUAGAGACUGAUAGAGAUCUAAUAUAGACCUAAUGAUUAUGUAGAGACUGAUAGAGAUCUAUUGUACACCUAAUGAUUAUGUAGAGACUGAUGGAGAUCUAAUGUAGACCUAAUGAUUAUGUAGAGACUGUUGGAGAUCUAAUGUAGACCUAAGGAUUAUGUAGAAACUGAUGGAGAUCUAAUGUAGACCUAAUGAUUAUGUAGAGACUGAUAGAGAUCUAAUGAUUAUGUAGAGACUGAUAGAGAUCUAAUGUAGACCUAAUGAUUAUGUAGAGACUGAUGAUCUAAUGUAGACCUAAUUACUAUAUGUAGAGACUGAUGGAGAUCUAAUGUAGAUCUAAUGAUUAUGUAGAGACUGAUGGAGAUCUAAUGUAGACCUAAUGAUUAUGUAGACUGAUGGAGAUCUAAUGUAGACCUAAUGAUUAUGUAGAGACUGAUGGAGAUCUAAUGUAGACCUAAUGAUUAUGUAGAGACUGUUGGAGAUCUAAUGUAGACCUAAGGAUUAUGUAGAAACUGAUGGAGAUCUAAUGUAGACCUAAUGAUUAUGUAGAGACUGAUAGAGAUCUAAUGAUUAUGUAGAGACUGAUAGAGAUCUAAUGUAGACCUAAUGAUUAUGUAGAGACUGAUGAUCUAAUGUAGACCUAAUUACUAUAUGUAGAGACUGAUGGAGAUCUAAUGUAGAUCUAAUGAUUAUGUAGAGACUGAUGGAGAUCUAAUGUAGACCUAAUGAUUAUGUAGACUGAUGGAGAUCUAAUGUAGACCUAAUGAUUAUGUAGAGACUGAUGGAGAUCUAAUGUAGACCUAAUGAUUAUGUAGAGACUGAUGGAGAUCUAAUGUAGAUCUAAUUAUUAUGUAGAGACUGAUGGAGAUCUAAUGUAGACCUAAUGAUUAUGUGGAGACUGAUAGAGAUCUAAUAUAGACCUAAUGAUUAUGUAGAGACUGAUAGAGAUCUAUUGUACACCUAAUGAUUAUGUAGAGACUGAUGGAGAUCUAAUGUAGACCUAAUGAUUAUGUAGAGACUGUUGGAGAUCUAAUGUAGACCUAAGGAUGAUGUAGAAACUGAUGGAGAUCUAAUGUAGACCUAAUGAUUAUGUAGAGACUGAUAGAGAUCUAAUGUAGACCUAAUGAUUAUGUAGAGACUGAUAGAGAUCUAAUGUAGACCUAAUGAUUAUGUAGAGACUGAUGAUCUAAUGUAGACCUAAUUACUAUAUGUAGAGACUGAUGGAGAUCUAAUGUAGAUCUAAUGAUUAUGUAGAGACUGAUGGAGAUCUAAUGUAGACCUAAUGAUUAUGUAGACUGAUGGAGAUCUAAUGUAGACCUAAUGAUUAUGUAGAGACUGAUGGAGAUCUAAUGUAGACCUAAUGAUUAUGUAGAGACUGAUGGAGAUCUAAUGUAGAUCUAAUUAUUAUGUAGAGACUGAUGAAGAUCUAAUGUAGACCUAAUGAUUAUGUAGAGACUGAUGGAGAUCUAAUGUAGACCUAAGGAUUAUGUAGAGACUGAUAGAGAUCUAAUGUAGACCUAAUGAUUAUGUAGAGACUGAUAGAGAUCUAAUGUAGACCUAAUGAUUAUGUAGAGACUGAUAGAGAUCUAAUGUAGACCUAAUGAUUAUGUAGAGACUGAUAGAGAUCUAAUGUAGACCUAAUGAUUAUGUAGAGACUGAUAGAGAUCUAAUGUAGAUCUAAUGAUUAUGUAGAGACUGAUAGAGAUCUAAUGUAGACCC
Messenger RNA from Oncorhynchus mykiss (rainbow trout), 3410 nucleotides. RefSeq names its product GTP-binding protein REM 2. Gene Ontology annotation, molecular function: GTP binding; calcium channel regulator activity; GTPase activity. Gene Ontology annotation, cellular component: plasma membrane. Lineage: Eukaryota; Metazoa; Chordata; Actinopteri; Salmoniformes; Salmonidae. The record is from RefSeq and is a predicted model, not a curated record.